Sphaeroforma arctica JP610 is the source of this 1026-nucleotide messenger RNA. RefSeq lists its product as hypothetical. The coding region runs from base 403 to 783 and encodes 126 amino acids. The record is from RefSeq and is a predicted model, not a curated record. The transcript has 2 exons. NCBI's taxonomy places the organism in Eukaryota, Ichthyosporea, Ichthyophonida. Gene Ontology annotation, molecular function: protein binding.
AUACUGUCAUAUUAUUGACGUGAUACGUAUACUGUCACAUUCUUAACGUGAUGAGUAUAGUGUCACAUUAUUGACGUGAUGAGUAUACCGUCAUAUUAUUGACGUGAGGCGUAUAAUGUCAUAUUAUUGGCGUGAUGAAUAUACUGUCAUAUUAUUGACGUGAGGCGUAUACUGUCGUAUUAUUGACGUGAUGAGAUAUUAUUGACGUGAUGAGUAUGGUAUUCGGUGAUCACUUGCACACGCCCUUUAUCAACGUGUUGCUACAAUCAACGACACAUUCUGUUUGAAUGUACAGUGUAUCUUUGAUAUUACGAGGACAUAUCACUCCAACUACGGCCCACAAUCAGAACCAAUACACGAUACAAGAGCAGGUGUUACUACCUGUCACUACCUGUGCGGGUGAUGGGGUUAGUAGCCUACGCGCAUACCCAACAGUACAAUCGCGCUUACACUCGGCUCACUGGGAUAUCGUGUGCUAUCCUAUCCCACCCUACAGGGCAUCUGUUGAAAACCCUGGCAAUAGACGAGAAGCUCGGAGAUGCAUGCGUGAGCCAAGACGGGCGUUAUUUGGUCACGGGAGGGAACAACGGCUGUGUGGUCGUGCGGCUGGUUGAUAAUUUGAGCAUCAUACACGUGUACGAAGCCAUGGCCCCAGCCAUACGAAGCUUGGCGAUCUCGUCUUGUGAACGUUGGAUAUAUGCAGGCGCUGAUGACGGGGCGUUAACGCUAUACAAAACAGCCAUGCCGCACUGGCACAUGGUAGCGUUAACGCGCUUGUCAUGAAGCGAACCGGGUAUCUUGUGUCUAGAUUUUCAGCAAGUACCAGAGAAUCGGUACAAUGUCCACAGAAUUUCGAAUGUUCUUGGUGCAUCGCCCGAAAUAAUAAACGAACUGGCGCAACUCUCAUUGUGCUGUGCACGAGAGGGGCAGUUAAACCCCAAAUCGGUUCGUUGUAAUCGUCUGUGGGUUGGUGCUAUCUGACAAGGCUCAAUUUAAGACCCCAGUGUUCGGACAGUAAUUCGACGA